UUCUUCUACUUUCUUUGCAGCUUUAUCCUGAUUUACAAGGCAUAAAAAAAGUAAAGUAUGAAGAAGACAAGUAGCUUCUUAUAAUUUAUUGUGUUCCGAUCUGGCUUUGUUAAGUUUGGUUAAAAGAGUGACCAAAAUCUUUAUACAAAGCUUUAGAAUGUCAACUUUGGAGGUUUGCUUGUCAUUAUCAUAAUGGGAUACGUUUUUGAAGUCUUAACACUCACUCUCUUAAGCGCAAAAAGGUUUCAAAACCAUAAGCAAUCAUCACCAUUCACCAACCGAAGACCCUGCAUUUUCACUCAUUGUUUCAUAUGUUUUCUCCAUAUCAGUAAGGUGAGUAUUCUUGAAUCAUAAACACUACUCCUUUAUCCUCCAAAACCUGUCUUUUUUUUCCUAACCCUUUCUUUCUCACUACAUAGUCUCUUGCUUAAAGAAAUUAGUUUUCUCAUGAAGAUAAAAAUUAGCAAGAAAGGUGUACUUUUUACCAGAAUCACAUAAAGAUAAAGUUUGGUUUUUUGGUAUUGUCAUCUUCUUGACAUGUCCAGUUCACUUACAUUCGCGAGAAGAAAUGGUAAUAUCGUUCACCCAAAUCCUCUUCUUCCUCCUCCUCCUGCUCCACCAUUUUCAAUCCCUUCUAAUAGUGUUAAUGGACAAGUAGUACGGCCAAUAUCACCAACCCCAUCUUCCUUAUCUCUAAGCAAAAUCAGCCCAAUUCUUCUUUUGGUCAUUAUACUUUUAACUGCUAUCUUCUUCAUUUCUGGUCUGGUCCACCUGCUUCUAAGAUUUCUCAUGAAAAGACCAUCUUCACCAAUCUUUCAAUCUAGUGGGUACCCAGAAAACUCUAGCUCUCAUGUUCUUCAAAGACAGCUCAGGCAACUCUUUCGGUUACAUGACUCAGGUCUAGACCAAGCCAUUAUAGAUGCCUUACCUGUUUUCUACUACAAAGAAAUCAUGGGCUCAAAGGAGCCAUUUGAUUGUGCUGUUUGCCUAUGUGAGUUUUCUGACCAAGAUGAGCUGAGGUUACUUCCUCCAUGUGGCCAUGCUUUUCACAUCCACUGUAUUGAUACAUGGCUUCUCUCAAACUCAACAUGUCCACUUUGUAGAAGGACCCUUUUCAGAUCCGACCUUUUUAUGGAAAAUCCAAUGUGGAACUUUGAUGAUUCUUUUGAAAUGUCAAAUGGGCUCCGAAGUGAUAAUGGAGAGAAUAGGCAUUCAAGCAACCAGGAAAGUAUUAGUGGGAAGAGAGUGUUUUCAGUGAGACUUGGUAAAUAUAGAAGUGCUGGAGUGGGAGAGACCAGUGGUAGUAGUAGCUGUAACUUGGAUGCUAGAAGAUGUUACUCCAUGGGAACAUUUCAGUAUGUGGUUGGUGACUCGAAUUUGCAAGUGGUGAAGCUUGUCAAGGAGGGUGUUCAUCGUGGGAAAUUUUCGAUCAAUGGAGAUUUGGAGGGUAAGAAAAUCAGUAGCAGGCAAAAGGGCGAUAGCUUCUCUGUCUCAAAGAUCUGGCUAUGGUCCAAGAACAGCAGAUUCCCAAGCUGUUCUGACACUGAUAUCAGUAUGCCAACCUCUCUCAAUGUAAAGGAAAGGAAAAGCUUGGCUAGCCUUGAGUGGAGAGCUUGGGCGAUGUGAUGUACAUACAGGGCCGCUUGACCGCCACGGUCGAGGAGUUCUCAGAGGGACUAGGGGUUUACCCUAUUUUUGGCGCUUAGGCCGGCGGAGUUUGUAAAUUGAAACUGUAGCGACUCUUUUGUAAUAUGAACUACAUGUAAACAUUUUGAAAGGCUCAUGAGAAGUUUAUUUUCUUAAUGA
Molecule: messenger RNA, 1806 nt
Organism: Humulus lupulus (European hop)
Lineage: Eukaryota; Viridiplantae; Streptophyta; Magnoliopsida; Rosales; Cannabaceae
Product: RING-H2 finger protein ATL46-like
Exons: 2
Coding region: 538-1626 (362 amino acids)
Source: RefSeq, a predicted model, not a curated record